AUGUUAUUUAAAAACCACAGCAAUGCAAAGUCCAAUAACGGUGGGACAAAUCCAAACCACCACAACUACUACAGCAACUCAAACCACUGCAGCACCGACGUCGACAGUAUCAGCUUCAACAACUACCACAGUAGCUCAAACCACUACAGCAGCUACAACUGCUACCACACCAGUUACAACAUCGACAACAUCAACUCAGCUACAACUGCUACCACACCAACUACAACAUUGACAACAUCAGCUCCAACGACCACCACAGCUACUGCAACUACAAUAACAUCAGCUCCAACGACCACCACAGCUGCUGCAACUACUGCAACAUCAGCUACAACAACUCUAACAACUACUACAGCAGCUCAAACCACAACCACGACAACAAGUCCAGCUCUUACCACAAUUGCUCCGAUAACUAUCACAGCAGCUUCAACAACUUCCACUCUCAGUUCAAUAAGUACAACAACAGCAACAACAACCACAUCUGGGGCCACAACCACCAGAUCUCUGGCAACUAGAUUUGUUGUUUUCAGAUCCAUUCAGAGCACUUUUACAAAGGACUUGUUGGAUUCAUCAUCUGAAGCUUUUAAGAAUCGCUCUUCAUUAAUAAAGACACAGCUAGAACCUGUUUACAAAAGAGCAUUCGGUUCAUCAUUUGUUGCCUUGGAUGUUGUGAGCUUCAGUCAAGGAUCAGUCAUAAACAACAUGGAACUUCGGUUUGUAAAUUCAUCUGUACCAAACAACACCGAGAUUAGAAAUGUUUUGAACAGUACAGCCUUAAAUGUUACAGACUUUGACAUUGAAUUGGCCUCCAUCAAUGUCAGUGACACAAGUGGGUAA
This is a messenger RNA of Neolamprologus brichardi, 834 nucleotides long. The record is from RefSeq and is a predicted model, not a curated record. Lineage: Eukaryota; Metazoa; Chordata; Actinopteri; Cichliformes; Cichlidae.